AUGACGAUUGGUUACGGAAACAUUGUGCCGGCAACCUCGUCUGGUCGUAUUGCAUGCGUUGUGUUCGCGCUGUUUGGCGCUCCACUAGCCAUCAUCACUAUAGGAGAUUUGGGCAAAUUUCUUUCGGAAUGUACAAUUUGGUUGUACAAAAAAAUGAAGAAAGUUAGGGCUCUAGUACGAGCUCGAUGGCGUCUGUUUCGAGGACUUACUAAAGAAAAUCAGGACGCCGAAUCGCAGUCAUCCAGUGCACAUUCCCUGGACUGGGAAGAUUUGGUGAUGGAUAAAACGGAAGUGCCUGUCUUUAUGGUUUUCACGAUACUACUGCUCUACAUAGCCUUUGGAGGAAUUUUAUUUUCGUUUCUUGAAGGAUGGACGUAUAUGGAUGCCUUCUAUUACUCGUUCAUCUCCUUAACCACCAUAGGAUUUGGCGAUAUUGUCCCUGAGAAUCAUGAUUACAUCGUGUUGAUGCUCGCCUACCUCGGUAUAGGUUUGGCAGUUACCACCAUGUGCAUUGAUCUUGUUGAAGAUACAUUACUUCGGCAGGAAGGUCGAGAUUUAGAAAUCAAUAGGAGAUUCUACGAAAAUCGUUCAAAAAGAAGCAUUUUAGUUCCGAGGUACCGAUCUUCUACAUCUUUCCGAGGAACCGAUCUUCUACAUCUGUUGAAACGAAAGCGAAUGAUUGAACGUCGUUUGGCUAUGGGACAAGGCGAAGAGAUUCUGCAAAUGUAUAUCCAGCAGAUGCAAAAUCAAUUGUGGAUUUGUGAGAAAAAUCUUCUUGCUCUUGAAGUGAUACAUAUCCUAGCGCUUGAUCAGGAUAUCCUCCAUGGAUCAUACCAGAAAUCAAGUCCUACCAAUUGUACUUUUCAGUAG
Messenger RNA from Strongylus vulgaris, 870 nucleotides. The record is from the annotation of a GenBank genome assembly. NCBI's taxonomy places the organism in Eukaryota, Metazoa, Nematoda, Chromadorea, Rhabditida, Strongylidae.